This is a messenger RNA of Limanda limanda (common dab), 1794 nucleotides long. RefSeq names its product proline/arginine-rich end leucine-rich repeat protein (gene prelp). Lineage: Eukaryota; Metazoa; Chordata; Actinopteri; Pleuronectiformes; Pleuronectidae. The transcript is spliced from 7 exons. Bases 20 to 1159 code for a protein of 379 amino acids. The record is from RefSeq and is a predicted model, not a curated record. Gene Ontology annotation, molecular function: protein binding.
AGGUACCAGAGGCAGGACGAUGAAGGCCGGCGCGGGACUCUUCUCUGCAUUGGCUCUGUUCCUCCUAACGGGGGCAGUGUUCACCCAGAGACUUCGGCCAAGGAAGCCCACCAGGCGCCCAGCCACCAGCAGGAAGCCUUCAGUCCUCAAGCAUCCUGGACCGGCAGAGCCAGAGCCCCAGGAGCCCACAGAUUUCCCCCCACCUAUCCUGGGCCCACCCUCAUUUUAUCCUGACUGUCCCCGAGAGUGUUUAUGCUCCCCAAGCUACCCAAAUUCUCUCAACUGUGAGAACCGGAACAUCCGCGUGAUCCCUCUCAUCCCAUCCAGAAGCCACUACUUGUAUUUGCAGAAUAACUACAUCUCGGAGGUGACGGCAGAGUCAUUCGCUAACGCCACAGAGGUCCGCUGGAUCAACAUGGCAAACAAUCGCAUUCAUCGCAUAGACAAACAGGUAUUUGAGAAGAUCCCGGCACUGCUUUAUCUCUAUGUGCACCAUAACCAGCUAAAAGAAGUGCCUGCAGGCCUCCCAGCCAGUCUGGAGCAGCUCCGCCUCAGUAAGAAUCGCAUCUCCAAGAUACCAAGUGGUGCCUUCAGCAAGAUGGGGAACCUGACUCUGCUCGACUUGUACCACAACCAGCUGAGUGAUAGUGGCCUGGGAAAGAACACGUUCAAGGACCUGAAGAGCCUUAUGCAGCUCAAUCUGGCUCACAACAUCCUAAAGAAAAUGCCUGCUGGCAUACCCAGUGGCCUCAUUCAGCUUUUCCUGGACAGGAACCGUAUCGAUGACAUCCCAAGAGAUUACUUCAAAGGCUUCACUCACCUGGCAUUUGUGCGGCUGAACUACAACCAGCUCAGUGAUAAAGGAAUUCCCAAGGCUGUGUUCAACGUCUCCACCCUGCUGGACCUGCAGCUGUCCCACAACCAGCUCGCUUCUGUUCCACUCAUCAGCACUCACCUGGAGCACCUGCAUCUCAACCACAACAGCAUCGAGAGCAUCAACGGCACUUUGAUCUGCCCUAACGGACUGCAGGGCGAGGUCAUGGAUCACAGCCAUGGGCCCAGACUCAGGUACCUGCGUCUGGAUGGAAAUCACCUGAGCCCCCCGAUACCCCUGGAUGUCAUUAUGUGCUUCAGACACCUCUACUCAAUUGUCAUUUAGGUCUGGGGGGACACCAACACACAUAAACCACAUGCUUGCACAUGUACACACAUAAAUCACACCACCACACCCACCCACAAACACACGCACACACACCUACACACGAACACACACACACACCCACAAACACAUGCUCACACAAAGAGUCAUGAUGCACAAGGAAGAUCCUGCUCAGUGAUGCCUGAGGUAUAUCCACCUCUACAUCCCGUGGAGACGAGUUACUAAACGAUGGAUACCAGAUGAAUGAAAAGACUGUAAAACUUUAAUUGUUUCAUUGUUGUCACAUCCAGAACAAUGGCCUCAGCAUCUGGGCACAGCAGACAUGCGGCCAUUGAGGGUUUACAGGUUCUUGUAGAAGUCACAGUUUAUCCAUCCUUUUUUGUUUAUAAAAAACUAGAUUGAGUAAAAGCCUGAAAAUGCAGGUACAUCGACAGACACAACACAUACGGAGGGAGGGUAUUAUGUUCGCUUGCAGAUGUGAUUGGAGCAGCUGCCCCGAUUAAGAACCAACAGACCAGCGGUGGAUGUCAGAAGAACCCGUUAAAAAACGUAACUACCAUGUAGUUGAAACUGUCCCAAAUGUGCCUGUGAUUUUCAAGGUACUCCAUGUAAAAAUGUAUUUCUAUCAUUUUUAU